AUGGCUUCUACUCCUUUGCGUGGGGCAGAGGGUAGCUCUGAAGAUGCUGGCAGCAAUAAACGCAGCUCUGGGGUGUAUAGGGACCUCAGCAGCAGCAGCAUCAGCAGCAGCAUCAGCAGCAGCAGCAGCAGCAGCAGGCCUGGCAGCAGCAGCAGCAGCAGCAGCAGCACUUCGCGGAGACCUAAGCUCAGCAGCACUCAGACGAAUCUGCUGCAGCGCAGCAGCAGCAGCAGCGUGCAGCACAACCGCCUCGUGAGCAAAACAACAACCAACAGCAGCAGCAGCAGCAGCAGCAGCAACAGCAGCACUGAGAAUAUUAAGGUUGUCGUUAGGUGCCGGCCUAUUAAUGCUGCAGAGCAGCGCAGCAACAGCAGCACAGCUAUACAAAUAUCUGCAGAGGAGCAGCAAGUAUGCGUUUUGCUGCCAGCAAGCAGCACCUACCGUCACACCAGCAGCAGCAAUAGCCAGCAGCAGCAGCAGCAGCAGCAGCAGCAGCAGCGCAGCAGCAGAAUCUACAGAUUUGAUGGAGUCUGCCCCGUCAGUGUGCAGCAGGAAGAAGUUUUUAAUACCCACGUCAAACCACUCGUAGAUCAGGUGCUUGGGGGUUUUAACUGCACUUUGUUUGCAUACGGCCAAACGGGGACAGGAAAAACUUUUACGAUUGAAGGAGACCAUCAGCAAUAUGCAAACUAUUUAAAGCGCAGCAGCAGCAGCAGCAGCAGCAGCAGCAGCAGCAGCAGCAGCAGCAGCAGCGGUGAGAGCCCCAGCGACACUCCGACAAGCGGCAUCAGCAGCAGCGGUGGCAGCAGCAGCAGCAACAGGAGCUUUGAACUCAGCCCUGAUGCAGGGAUUUUACCUCGUGCUGUUUGUUAUAUCUUUGAUCAGCUGCAGCAAAACAGCAGCAGCAACAGCAGCAGCAGCAACAGCAGCAGCAGCAGCAGCAGAAAUGAUUUCGUUGUGCGUUGCAGCUUCUUAGAGAUUUAUAACGAAGAGUUAAUUGAUCUCCUUGCUCCUCCUGCUGCUGCUGCUGCAGCAGCAGGGGGUGUAUCUGCAGCAGCAACUCAGCAGCAGCAGCCUAAGCUAAGAAUAUAUGAAGAUCACGGAGACAGCAGCAGCAGCAGCAGCAGCAGCAGCAGCUGGGGCUCUACAAGAGGACCGGGAGCUGUCAGAGUUGAAGGCCUCACAGAGAAACGCGUCAACUGCCCAGAAAUCCAGGUGUUUGUGCUGCAAACUGGGAAGCAGCAGCAGCAGCAGCAAGGAGGGGCCCUCUCAGUAGAUGAGAUAAUUCGAAUUGGGAAGCUAAGCCUCGUCGAUCUCGCAGGCAGCGAGAACCUAGAGCGUAGCUGGGGCUCAGCAGCAGCAACAGCAACUCAUCGAAGAGAAGCAUCCGCUAUAAAUCAGUCCCUGUUAACUUUAGGGAGAUGCAUCAACGCCUUAGUCGAAAAACAUUCUUACGUCCCCUUCAGAGACUCCAAACUUACGCGACUCCUGCAGGAUAGUUUAGGGGGAAGUACUAAGACAUGUUUAAUUGCAACCAUCGGACCCACCGUCAAUACACUCGAAGAAACCCUCUGCACGCUAGACUAUGCAUAUAGAGCAAAGAGUAUAACAACUCGGCCCGUCCCUACACUAAGGAGAUCUGCAGAUUUGCUGCUGACGCAGCUGCUGCUAGAGAAUUCACAGCUGCGGCUGCUGCUGCAGCAGCAGCGGGAGCGCGACGGGGUUUUUCUUCCGUUGGAUAUGUUUCAGCAGCAGCAGCAGCAGCAGCAGCAACAGCAGCAACAAAUCCAGCAGCAAGCUGCACAAUUACACGCGCUCCAGCAGCAAACUGAGCAGCAGCAGCAAACUAUUAAUACAUACGCUAAACAAAUUAAUUCGCUUGAGACAUCUCUGCAACAAACUCAAAAGAGCCUUGAAGAUGAGCAGCAACUGACCAGUGCGCUGCAGCAACAGCAGCAGCAACACGCAGCAGCAGCUGCUGCUGCUGCAGACUCACUUAGACGCGCAGUUGAGGAUAUAACGCUGCUGCAGCAGCAGCAGCAACAGCAGCAGAUGCAGCAACAAGCCGCAGCAAAAGAAUGCACAGACUUCACUGCAGCUCUAAAGGCAGAUGCUGCUGCUGCUGCUGCGUGUCAGCAGCAGCUGCUGCAACAGGUGCAGCAAAUGCUGCAGCAGCUGCAGCAGACGGAGCAGCAGCGCAGCGAAUGCGCAGGAGAGGGAGCAGCAGCAGCAGCGCAGCAGCAGCAGCAGCAAGUGCUGCUGCAGCAGCAGCUUCGUGAUAACAAUAACUUGCUGGAACAGCAGCAAAAGCAUUCUUUGCUGCUGCAGCAGCUGCUGGAUAUCGCUCAGCAGCAGCAGCAAGAAAACCUCAGCGCAGCAGAAAGGAAAGUCAAAGCCUCGCAAGAGAACAGCAGCUCGAAGCAGCAGCAGCUGCAGCAGCACAUUGAUUCAUUUAUAUCUGUUGCUGCUGCUGGGGGUGCAGCAGCAGAGCAGCAGCUGCAGCAGGUGAUGCAGCAGGUGAUGCAGCAAGCGAAGGAAAAAGCAGCAGCAAUGCAGCAGCAGGCUGAAGCAGCAGCAGCAGCUGCAGCAGCAGCAGUGCAGCAACAAUUUAAAGCAUUCGUAGAGGAGCAGCAGGCAGCAGCAGAGCAGCAACAGCAGCUGCUGCUGCAGCAGAUAGCUGCUGCCCAGCAGCAGCAGCAGCAGCAGCAAUUAGACCAGAAAGCAGCAGCAGCAGCAGCAAACUCUGCUGUUGCUGCUGCUGCUGCUGCAGCAGACACUUUGUCUACUGAAGCAAAUAAAGUGCUGCAAGAUCAAAAAGCAGAGGAGGGCCAGCAAGAGCUGCUGCAGCGUCUGAGUGUGCUGCAGCAGCAGCAGCAGCAGACUGCAGAAGCAGCAGCAGCAGCAGCAGCACACAUGGAAUCAGCAGCAGCACGUGAUCAGCAGCAGCGGCAGCAGCUCUCAGCAGCUGCGGCUGCAGCAAUUGACGCAGCAGCAGCAGCAGCAAACAGCAGCAGCAGCAGCACAGCAGCAGCAGCAGAAGCAGCAACACAAAAGAUUUCAUCUUUUGCUUCUGCGGUGGAGCAGCAGCUGCGCUGCUGCAGAGGAGACCUGGAGGGAGAAGCACAUGAAAACAGCAGCAGCAACUGCAGCAACAGCAGCAGCAGCAGCAAUAGCAACAGCAGCAGCAGCGACAGCAGCAACAAAAGCAGCAGCAGCAGCUGUUGCUGCACCGCAUGCGCUGCUGCUGCAGCAGCUAAACGCUGGCAGUCAGCAGAAAAUAAAUAUACAGCGGAGCAAACAAAAUGUGAAUCUGCAGAGACACCCCAGACAACCUCUGCUGCUGCUGCUGCUGCUGCUGCUGCUGCUCCUGUUGUUGCUGCUGCUGCUGCUGCCGGCCCGUCCGACAGCAUCAGCAACGGUAGCAGCUGCAGCAGCAGCGCUAGCAGCAGCAGCGGCAGCAGCAGCAGCAGCAGGAAGGCUUUGGGGGCCCGUCUGGUAGCAGCAACAGCAGCAGCCGUUACAGCAGCAGCAGCAGCAGCAGCAACACCGCCGCAGAAGCUGCAGCGCAGCACUUUAGGGGUAAGGUCUCCCUUGAAAAUCAGCAGCAGCAGCAGCAAACUCAGCAGCAGGAACAGCAACAAGAACAGCAACAACAAGGCCAACGUCAGCAGCAGCAACACGAGCAGCAGCAACAGCAGCAGCAGCAGCAGCAGCAGCAGACCUCGCCGCCGUUCCCGCAGCAGCGAUGAAUUAGUUAGCGCUGAUUCUGUUUCAAAGAAAAGAUAUACUCCUUCUGAUGAUACUCCUGUAUCUAUAAACCCUAAACCCUAA
Messenger RNA from Eimeria acervulina, 3831 nucleotides. RefSeq names its product kinesin motor domain containing protein, putative. Gene Ontology annotation, molecular function: ATP binding; plus-end-directed microtubule motor activity; microtubule binding. Bases 1 to 3831 code for a protein of 1276 amino acids. Gene Ontology annotation, biological process: microtubule-based movement. The transcript is spliced from 14 exons. NCBI's taxonomy places the organism in Eukaryota, Apicomplexa, Conoidasida, Eucoccidiorida, Eimeriidae. The record is from RefSeq and is a predicted model, not a curated record.